UCCCGAUCCGCCACCACAACACCCCCCCACGUCCCCGUCGCGCCGGGGUCCGGGCCAGGCAGCCUCCAGCGACACCGCGCGCACCUAGCUAGUCUGCCGCUCAGCGAAUCGAUUCCGGAGCCCGCUCGCUCUCAAGCUUCUCCAUCCAUCCAGCGGGGCCGUCGGUAUCGCCGGCCGAGCCGAGCGAGACCGCGCGAGCGAAAACGAUGGUGGUUAGCGUGGCCGCGACGGGGCCCGGCACGGACGCCGAGCCGGUGAGCUCCACCACCUUCGCGUCCCGCUACGUCCGCGACCCACUCCCACGGUACCGGAUGCCGGAGCGGUCGAUCCCGCGGGAGGCGGCGUACCAGAUCAUCAGCGACGAGCUGAUGCUGGACGGCAACCCGAGGCUGAACCUGGCGUCCUUCGUCACCACGUGGAUGGAGCCCGAGUGCGACAAGCUCAUCAUGGACUCCGUCAACAAGAACUACGUCGACAUGGACGAGUACCCCGUCACCACCGAGCUCCAGAACCGCUGUGUAAAUAUGAUAGCUCACUUGUUCAAUGCACCGAUUAAGGAGGAGGAGACGGCUAUUGGAGUCGGAACAGUGGGGUCCUCAGAAGCAAUCAUGCUUGCAGGUCUAGCAUUCAAGAGGAAAUGGCAAAACAAGAGGAAGGAACAGGGGAAACCAUGUGACAAACCCAACAUUGUCACUGGUGCUAAUGUUCAGGUUUGCUGGGAGAAAUUUGCAAGGUAUUUUGAAGUAGAACUGAAGGAGGUUAAGUUAUCAGAAGGAUAUUAUGUCAUGGACCCUGUCAAGGCUGUUGAGAUGGUGGACGAGAACACUAUUUGUGUUGCGGCAAUCUUGGGAUCAACUCUCACUGGAGAGUUUGAAGAUGUCAAACUAUUGAACGACCUUCUUACAAAAAAGAACAAGGAAACUGGAUGGGAUGUGCCUAUUCAUGUCGAUGCUGCGAGUGGAGGAUUCAUAGCACCUUUCCUCUACCCUGAACUUGAGUGGGACUUCAGGCUACCUUUGGUGAAGAGCAUCAAUGUCAGUGGGCACAAGUAUGGCCUUGUCUAUGCUGGUGUUGGCUGGGUCAUCUGGCGGAGCAAGGAGGAUUUGCCUGAAGAGCUCAUUUUCCAUAUAAACUACCUAGGGACAGAUCAGCCUACAUUCACUCUCAACUUCUCCAAAGGUUCCAGUCAGAUCAUCGCACAAUACUAUCAGCUCAUUCGCCUAGGCUUCGAGGGAUACAAAAACAUCAUGGAGAACUGCCAGGAGAACGCGGCGAUACUGCGGGAAGGCAUCGCAGCGACGGGGCGGUUCGACGUCCUGUCCAAGGACACGGGCGUGCCGCUGGUGGCCUUCUCGCUCAAGGACAGCAGCCGGUUCAGCGUGUUCGACAUCUCCGAGAACCUGCGGCGGUUCAGCUGGAUCGUGCCGGCGUACACGAUGCCGGCGGACGCGGAGCACGUGGCGGUGCUCCGCGUGGUCAUCAGGGAGGACUUCAGCCGGAGCCUCUGCGAGCGGCUCGUCUCGGACAUCAAGAAGAUCCUGCACGAGCUGGACGCGCGCGCCACCCACGCCGUGACCUGGGUCUCCACCGCCGCCGCCGCCGCUGUGCAGGCGGACGACGGCGCCGUCGUGGGAAAGAAGAGCGCGCUGGAGAUCGAGCGGGAGGUCGCCGCGAGGUGGAGGAACGCUGUGAACAAGAAGAAGACGGGGGUCUGUUGAUGCGUGACGACGGGAGAGCCGAGGGUGUGAGUUGGAUGUUUCAUUCACCAUGGCAGCUUCGUUUGCAUGUGCGUGCUUGUGUGUGUGAAGACGCUGGAUGCGGUUGGUCCAGUUCCGUGUAGGUGUAGCCCCGGGGCACGUCCAGUUACGUGUGUGUGCAGUGUGCACAAGGUGUUGUGAGCGGUAUGCGGUAUGUAAAUGUUGGAUUUGUGUCACUGUUCAAGUCCAUCGUUACACUUCAGACUAUUUUUCUUUUCAAUAAUGACGAGAUUUACCGUACUUAAGACA
Sorghum bicolor (sorghum) is the source of this 2006-nucleotide messenger RNA. RefSeq names its product glutamate decarboxylase-like. The record is from RefSeq and is a predicted model, not a curated record. Gene Ontology annotation, molecular function: pyridoxal phosphate binding; glutamate decarboxylase activity. Bases 207 to 1718 code for a protein of 503 amino acids. Gene Ontology annotation, biological process: L-glutamate catabolic process. The transcript is spliced from 7 exons. Lineage: Eukaryota; Viridiplantae; Streptophyta; Magnoliopsida; Poales; Poaceae. Gene Ontology annotation, cellular component: cytosol.